Wallemia mellicola CBS 633.66 is the source of this 803-nucleotide messenger RNA. RefSeq lists its product as hypothetical. Gene Ontology annotation, molecular function: dioxygenase activity. Lineage: Eukaryota; Fungi; Basidiomycota; Wallemiomycetes; Wallemiales; Wallemiaceae. The record is from RefSeq and is a predicted model, not a curated record. Gene Ontology annotation, biological process: DNA repair; DNA alkylation repair. The coding region runs from base 77 to 676 and encodes 199 amino acids. Gene Ontology annotation, cellular component: nucleus. The transcript is spliced from 4 exons.
AAAAAAGCCAAAAAGGGACCUCCUCCUUGAGGAGAUAACUAAGCCUGCUUUUGUUGACAACUAUAAACUUGAGGAUAUGCGUGGUGGCGAUUUCUUCUACAUGAAUGAGUUUCUCAAGCAAAACGAAGCGAACGAGUUGUACAAUCAAGCGUUAGAGUUGGAAUUCUAUCGACCCACUUUAAAGAUAUACGGGAAAGACGUCAUUCAAUCUCGUCAAGUUGCUGUCUAUGCGAUAGAAGAAAAGCGUGCACAUAUGAAAUACAGCAAUCAUGAUGCUAAAGUGAAUCAUCCAUUUCCUCAGCUCGUCAACCAAAUCGCCGGGCGAUUGAAAGAAGUCACUGGUGUAGACUUUACACACUGUAUGCUAAACUAUUACCAAGAUGGCAGUGUCUAUAUUGGCAAACACAAUGAUAAUUUUAACAAUCAAGUCAUAGCAACUGUCAGUCUAGGUGCUGAGAGAACGAUACAUCUCUCACCGCAGACGACGAAAGCUGCACUCAAGGUAUACCCAGAGACAGAUGUUCCAGGACGGGAGAAGAGCACUCUCAAGCUCACAAACGGGAGUUUAUUUGUCAUGCAAGGAUCUACACAGCGUUAUUGGAAGCAUGAAAUCAAGAAAGAACCAAAGGUUAAAACCGGUCGGAUUAGCUUGACCUAUAGACAGAUCGUUGAUUGAGAUAUUCACUCUGAUCUUUCGUCUAUCGUUUCUUCUCUGAAAAUAGGCGUACGGGAUGACCUCCUCUUUGCGCAGUAUAUUGACAAAGCUAAUGCGAUCACACAUGCCAUUGUAGUUAAAUGUAAUG